This is a messenger RNA of Exophiala bonariae, 1056 nucleotides long. RefSeq lists its product as uncharacterized. Bases 1 to 1056 code for a protein of 351 amino acids. NCBI's taxonomy places the organism in Eukaryota, Fungi, Ascomycota, Eurotiomycetes, Chaetothyriales, Herpotrichiellaceae. The transcript has a single exon. The record is from RefSeq and is a predicted model, not a curated record.
AUGCCGCACACAAGUAAAAAGAAGAGGGCCACACCAAACAAGCGCAGGCAUUUGAUAGACGAGGAUGGUUGGACUCGAGUCACCACCACGUCGGACGCAAGAUCAACUGCCCCAUUCCCUCCCAAACUUCCUAUGACUGAACACUCGAGGAUCCAAAACUUUAAAUGGGGCAUCGAUGGUAAAUUUGUGACCAUUAAAUCCAGACUACAUGCGCCGCCGCAUCCGAAUCAGGGAGUUUCCGUCGAGAAGAUGAUUGCCAGAUAUCGCAGUCUGGAGUCAAAGUGGCUAGAAUCCACGAGUUAUGCGGCCCUGAAGACGACUUUAAGCAAAGAAUGGGUAGGUCAAGGCAUAGGAGCCGUCUCAAAGUGUGUCAUGUUCGGCUCUGGUAGCUUCUCUGCGACAGCCCUGGGUCGUGAGGAUGUCUCGUUCUAUCAGCUUGCUGCCUUCCAAAGUGCGGUUGAGCUUAUCGGCCAAGUUCAAGGCCAUGUUCCGAGCUCCUAUGCACAGGAACCCUUCUAUGUAGAGUCAGACAUUGAAUUCCUGGCGACGCUUGGGAUAACUACUGUUGAACAUCCCCAGGGAUUUGAUCUUGUUGACGGUACUUGCUUUGCUUACUCUCCCUGUGCAGAACGAUGGGUAGAACUUCAGAUCAUGUACAAUCAACCCAGGCUAUGGCUGAAUGUGCGCUUGCAGGACAGAUGGCCACUCCGUGAUGAUGGCACGGCACCAAAAGGGCACUCCAUCAACUGGAUGCUCAAUUUCAGGGUGCCAGAUCCUGAAAAUCCGGACUGGCACGCCGUUUAUGACGAAGAUUUAGGACCUGGGGAUGGAGAGAAACGACUACAAGAGGAAUAUUUAAUCAACCAUCAUCUCUAUGGAUCAUUUAGACGAUCGCACCAGUCUCUCUUGUUGCCAGAUCUUGAUGCCAGCAAUUAUCCUUUUAGCGAUUGUGCCAUUCACUGGCCGGUGGAAGAUGAAGAAUCACCCUCAAGUGAAUUUACGAAGCUCACAGAAGAAGUCUCCACCCUCUCGAUUCAAGAGCAGUCAGUCACAUAG